Hypanus sabinus (Atlantic stingray) is the source of this 7985-nucleotide messenger RNA. It is a transcript of the gene pag1, whose product is annotated as phosphoprotein membrane anchor with glycosphingolipid microdomains 1. Gene Ontology annotation, biological process: negative regulation of T cell activation; intracellular signal transduction. NCBI's taxonomy places the organism in Eukaryota, Metazoa, Chordata, Chondrichthyes, Myliobatiformes, Dasyatidae. The transcript has 8 exons. Gene Ontology annotation, cellular component: membrane raft; plasma membrane. Bases 357 to 1475 code for a protein of 372 amino acids. The record is from RefSeq and is a predicted model, not a curated record.
CAGGCGUAGUCGUGCUCUUCCCAGCUGUUUGCAGCGGGUUGUGUGUCUGGUCCAAUGUGUGGGAGGAGCAGCAGGGAGAAUUCCAUGUUUUACAUAAACACGAGAUUCCGCAGAUGAUGGAAGUCCAAAGUAACACGCACCAACCCUGAUGCAGGGUCUCUGCCGGAAACAUCGGCUGUUUAUUCCUCUCCAUAACUGCUGCCUGACCUGCUGAGUUCUUCCAGCAUUUGAUGUCAUUUCACCCCCAGCUCUACUCUUAAUGAGAACACUGAUCUUGGAGGACUGGAGAUUUGCUAAUGUUGCAGGAAGAUUUCUAAACUGAUGUCAUUUGGUAAUAGGAACCUCCUGCCUUCCUAAUGGCUCCGAAUUCUCCUGACGUUGUUGGCGUUAUCCCAGGGGUACUUGACAGUGGACAAUAUCAAGUCGUUUUCUGGGGCCUGUUUACCUUUGCUUGUGCCUUUUUGGUCAUGACUGUGUUCAUUUUCUUGUGCAGUAGCUGCAACGGAUCUUCAGAAAAGGAUGACAAUCUACUAAACAUGCCUUCAGAGAAGGAUACCAACAGUUAUCUCGUGAGCUUCAGAAGUGAACUCCCAGCAAAUGGUCACACUGAGAGCCUCACAAAUGGAGACGUCCUUUCAGAUCAAAGUACAAUUGUAAAUUCCUCUGAAGAUGCAUUGCUUCCAGUUGAGCCAAACCAGGAUGCACAGUGUAAAUCUGCAAAAUGUACUCAGAGUAGAGAGCUGCCUGAAAUCCCGGGCAACGAUCCAACAGCAACCGCAGAAUCUACAGAAGUGAAUGAAGCCAAGACCUCACAUGGGGCGUGCAACACCUAUGAAGUGUUAAAGGACAGCUCUUCGCAGGACAUAGUCAUUGAAGACUCUCUCUAUGAAACUGUGAAAGAGCUAAAAGAGGAAACUGGCAGUGUGGUCAAUGAAAUUUAUAGUGAGGCAGAAACUCCAGAUUUGAAUAUUGUGGUACAAGACCAAAAUCAACAGCCCACUGAUGGUACUGCGGCAUACGCAACAGUAAGCAAGGUGAAAGUGAAUCGCAGUCUCUCAACAGAGCAGAUACUGGUUACUGAAGAUGAACCUCCUCAACUUCCGAUAAAGCCGCUGGAUGAAAACGUAGAGAUUGCCGCCGUGUACUCCACCGUGAGUAAAUCAUCGCAGCAAUGGUGUCAGACAGAUUUGGAGUUAGAAUCUGGAUAUGCCUGUAUUGAGGAGGUGACCCCCAGCAGACUGUCGUCUACACCCAACCAUCUCUAUGCAUCUGUGAGUGACUAUGAACGAUCACCUAAAGUAGCAGAGCAAAACAAGUCUGCGGAUGCCGGGGGUGAAGAUCUCGAUCCGGGAUACGAAGCCAUCAGUGGUCUGAAAGAGGCUCCUCCAGAACAGAACAAUGAGGCUGGUGGAAACCAGUCUACCUGCCAGGGGGAGAAUGAUUAUGCAAGCAUUCGUGAAGUGAGUCAGAAGUAACACACCAGGACCCCUGCGGUUUAACUGCAGAACCUCCUGCAAAUCUGCUGACGCACAUCGUUUGGGUUUUUAUUUUAAAGUUCCUGUGCUGUUCAACAUCUGAGUACAUGCAUUUAGGUACCUUGUAAAUAGAAUGUAAGGAAGAAAUAAUUUGAUGGCAUUUAUUCCUUUGUGUUCAUGAGUGAGGGGGAGGGCAAAAUUAUUUUAAGGGUUAUGAAUAGAAAAUUGGAAACCUUUGUUUCUCUGGUUGCACAUCUUCAUGCAAAAGUAGUGCGAAUUAAGUUGUAGAAAGGGCUGCAGUUAGUGCAAUUGUCAUUUUCAUAUAAUGUAAACAUGGGACUUACAUUUAAUUUUGUUUAGGGAAGAAGGGCUAGAAAUUGCUUUACUACAUUUUUAAUGUGUCAUCACAUCAGCACCGUGGAUCAAAUGUGGUGUUUGUAAUAUUUUAAGGGAUAUGAUCUUCAAUUGCAAUGUUUCAGGAGCGGUGUUACAAAUCGAUAGCGUAAUGACAGGACUGCUGAAGACAGACUGCUUCCAAAUGGCCAAAGGAGACUGGCGAAGAAUAUUGCCUGAUAGAGCUGUAUUCUUUGUAUAAGAGGCCUGUUUGACAUGCUCCAGACUGGGCGUUGCUGGGAGGUGUUCUUAAAAAAGUCAUACCACAUGAAUGCUCCCCAUGAACAUCUGGACUUUGGAGGCAGAUGCUCCUUCCCAUCUGCCCCACCCUGUGGCAUGAAAGCAAAAUGAAUUCUUCUCUCUAAUGCAAGAAUAAGCACAAGACAAUGAAAUAUGGCAGAGACUGGCUGCCUAGAGUGAUCCGAAGGCAAAGAAGUUUGAGGUAUACAGUGUGACUUCCACCAAUAAAGCUAUCCCUGUGCACAUAGUGCUGUGCUGGAGAUUGCAGCAAGUCAUGGAAGGCAAAUAGUGCAUUUGGUUUUGACUCUAUAAAUAGCACAAUUUGUUGGGAGAUUCGGUUAAUUAAGGCUUUGUGAGUAAGGAAGUACUGUUGUUUUUUCAGAUCCAGUGAGGUUAAAAAUGACCCUGGAGUUGAAUUUUGGUGUUUGCACACUGUUGACAUCAUGUGGAGAGAUUGCAUGCCAGAGAGAGAAAAAAAAUGGUGCUAUCACAAUUGAAAUUUCUACUCAAAAACCAGGUGUCAAUUUUCCUGAGCUGUACUUAUACUCAUAGGAAUGGAUGUGAUGUUAUUUUACUUUGAGUUAGGCGCAAAAGAGCACAACAACAGAUCGUUUUUUUUUGGGUGGGGGAGCUGUGCAAAGAAGUGAAUUAACAUAAAUUAAAGAAUUGAGUGCAGUACAUGUCUUGUGGCAUAAGGGCUAAGAAGUAUUGUGUGUAGAACAACAAAAAAAUUAAGAAUUGAAUGCAUUUGAUUGACCACUUAAACUUUCCUUGCUUGGUUAUGCUCCAGGUCAAUUAGAAUUGGUCUAAAGUCAAUCAGGUGCAACCACAGUCUUUGUUUUCCCACUGAGUUGUUUCCUACUUUACGCUUUAUACUAUUGAAGCAUUUUGUCAACUAAACCUCAGCUACCUUUCUCCUGUUGGUGUUACUCUAAUAAGAAAAUUACAUGUCUUCCAUUAAGUAUAAAGCUUGAUUCCAAAAGAAUUUCUGAAAAAUUGGAAAGCUAACCUCUGGGAAAAAAUGGCUAAUUCAACCCACUGCACCAGAAAUCAACCUUAACUGCACUUGCUUCUCAAGUUAUAGAAAAGCACAAAGUCUCUGGGUCAGGUUUAUUCAGAACUGACUGCUUGUAAUGACAGGGACACUUACACAAACUCUUCUCACUCUGGUCUUCCUCUAGUUAUUUUAGUCAAUUUGUACCAGAAAUCAAUUUGCCUGAUAAUUUCAGGCUUUAGUUGAGGGGUUGAAUUACUCAUCUGCACACGUUAUUCUUGUGAUGUUACUGUAACAGAAAUAUUUAAGAAACUAUUGUUCCACCCAUCGGCUUCAAAGACAGCUCGCCACUGACUCCUGUGUGUUUUCAAACUCUGACUAGAUCAGUCAUUACUGCAAUGCUUUUUGAAGUGAAUGUACAAUCAGGUGUAAAGUACUGACAGGCACUUUCAAUUAUGUUUCUCUCAAGUAGGAUCUGAUAUAGAUCCUAAUUUUUUUUCAAGUAAGUAGAUAGUUAAAUAAGCGAUUAGUUUUCCUAGACCUGGGAACGUGUUAGUGUAGUUAAUGCUCUCUGAAUUAAGAGCUCCCAAUCCUUAACAAAUUAAGCUGUUGGUCUGACUGUGAACAUAUAUUUAAACUAUAUUCCUGUGUAGUUUGGUAUAGCUUUGGAUAGUAGAUUGUGAUAGAUUUGUUAUUAACUUCUAACCCUUCAGAUUGUUAAACCAUAAAGUCAAAGUUAUCAUUUUUUUCAGAUUGAUAGGUGAUGUAGUCUAUAUAUCAGAAAAUAUUUCCUGAAAUCUGAAUAAGAUUUAUUGUGACUUGAAAUUGGCUGUUUUGCAGCAGUAAUACAGUACAAAGAUAUUAAAUUACUAUCAACGACAGAGUAAAUAGUACAAAAAAAAACCACGAGGUAGUGUUCACGGACCAUUCUGAAAUCCGAUGAUGGAAGGGAGGAAGCUGCUCCUGAAUCGUUGAGUGUGGGUCUUCAGGCUCCUGGAUCUCCCUGAUAGUAGAAACAAGAAGAGAGCAUUACCAAGAUGGUUGGAGUCCUUAAUGAUGAAUGCCACCUUCUUGAAGCAUUGCCUCUUAAAAAUAUCCUCGAUGGUGCGGAGGGUUUUGUCUGUGAUGGAGACAACCAUCUUGCAAUCCUGUGCGUUAAAACGGGCUAAGAUGCAACCAGACAAAAUGCUCCCCACUGCACAGCUAUAUAAAUUUGCGAGGCUCCUUUGGUAAUAAGUUAAUAACUGUCAAUUGUUUUAAUUCACCGGAGUAGUUAAUUCCAUAUCGACUUUUCCAAGAACAAGGCUCUGUGAUAGUGUUAUUCCUUCAUACUUGUUUGAAAAAUAUCUGCUAACAUCAAUAAAUGUCCUUUCCUUUCAUAGAACUGACACAAUCCCCAAUGAAGUUUCCUUACACUUCCACUAUGAUGGCACUUAUAGAUGCCCGUUUGGACACUUGAGCUCCAAUGCAUGAGGCACAAUGUAAAUAAUAGAAUUCAGUAAAAAUUAUUUUCUCUACCUGCCUGGGAGGGAAUGAAAUACUGGACACAUACAAUAUGAUCUUUCAGUUGAGAUAAUAAUGAGCUAACAGGGUAGUGAAGUCAGAGACUGGAAAUAAAAGCAAAAUGGAAAAAUGUACAGAUUGGUGGAACAAUGGAAGAUGCAGUGUGGUAUAUUUGAAAAAUCUUUGCAUCAUAGCAAAAUUGUCAAUUGUUCACCUACACCAGAAACAGUAUCGAAGUAGCAAAGGAGAAAGUUGAAAAAUUCCCAGAUCUGCCGCACACUUCACAGUAGACAUGUCCCAUAUAGGCAGAGCAACAAAGAGCACAUCUUAACUACUGACUGCAGUCAACUUUCUAAGAUAUAUUUUAUUAUUGCACAUUAUUAUUUUAAAGUACAAGAAUAGAACAAUUAGAUUUUCACACGGUGAUCAUAGGAUAAAAUCAGACAAAACUGAAAGCAAAGAAAACGUUUCUUCAUUAUGUGACCAUUAGGAUCAGACUGGGUUAUUGAAUUCUAAUGGUCUUUCUCUACCAUAUUUAUGAUAGUAACAAAAAAAUUGGAAUAAUGGAUUUUAUAAUCUGUCCCAAUGCCCCUCAAUACUGUUAAGCAAUCACAAGCUGUUUAGUUACCAGUUACCAUUAUGGUAUUUAACAUUUUUUUACAAGGGAUGGUAACAAAUGAGUGUGAUGCUCAGACAAUGUUGAGUAAUUCACUUUCUCAAAAAGCUGAUGUCUACACACCAAAGUCAGUCAUACAUCAUGUACCUUUACAGAAUGAGCACAACAAUGGAGUUUCCCUUCGAUCACUUUGAUCCGGUGGUGUCCAGGGCAAAUGGACCCACAGCAAAGUGAUGAUAUACCAUAUAGACAUGGUUUCAAACUAACAGUUUAAAUAUGUUCAUCUUAGUUUUAUUUUAACAAAUCAGAUUGAUAUCACAUUUAGCUACAAUGACUUUUAAGGAAUACAUUUGCAAGUUAUAUCUUAAGCUUAAGUACCACUUGGAGACUUAAGCUGUCGACUUUAGAAUUCUUCACUAAUAUUGGAAAUCCACAUUCUACAAGUGCAGGUAUUUUACAGCACACUGGCCAGUUGCUCUGGAUUAGUAAAUAAGUUGCUAUGUAGGAAAGCAUGCUGGAUCGGAGAAAAUUAUGAUAAAAUAACAGACAAGUACCAUAUUUCCAGCUGUAAAGGAAUUUUUUUGACUGACCAUAUUUCAUGAGUUAAUUUACCAACUACACGUGUUUUUAGCUGCAGGUAUCUAUGAACCUCGUUUUGUGUUACAUGUUACAUAUUAUGUAAAGUUCAAUACCUUUUAUAUUCUCUUUUGAAUAAAUCUUUUGUACUGUUUAAAUUACAAGAUAUAUACAUCAUUUUACUGAAGACUAAUGGAUAAAUUUAUAUUAAUUAUUUUUAUGAAAUGUGUGUUUUACUUUUGAAGUUCAACAAAUUCAGUGUUCAAUAAGAUGUUAUUUUAAUGGAAAAAAAGUUUGGCAAUUUUGUUAAUGAGUUGGGGAAUUCUGAUUUCAAUGUAACGAUGCCCUAGGAAAUUGAUAUGAUGUAUUUCAUUGUAGUUAAAUUUCAAUCUGAAUGUUGGGAAAUGUGACUGCUUUACUUUGUGAAGAAGUAAAUAGCAUUAAAUAUGAAAAAAAAUCUGCAGAUGCUCAAAAUCCAAGUUACAUACACAAAAUGCUGGAGGUACUCAGCAGGGCAGGCAGCAUCUAUGGAAAAGUGUAAACAGUCGAUGUUUUGGGUCGAGACCCUUCAUCAGGACUGGGAAAGAAAAGAUGAGGAGCAAGAAGGUGGGCGGAGGGGAGGAAGAAGAAAAGGUGGUAGGUGACAGGUGAAAUCAGGAGUGGGAGGGGUGAAGUAAAGAGCUAAGAAGUUGAUAGGUGAAAGAGAUAAAGGGCUGGAGAAGGGGGAAUCUGAUAGGAGUAGUCAAAAGGCCAUGGAAGAAAGGGAAAGGGGAGGAGCACCAGAGGGAGGUGAUGGGCAGGUAAGGAGAUAAGGUGAGAGAGGGAAAUAGGAAUGGGGAAUGGUGAAGGGGGGGUGCAGUUACCGGAAGUCCGAGAAAUCAAUGUUCAUCAGGUUGGAGGCAACCCAGACAGAAUAUAAGGUAUUGCUCCUCCAGCCUGAGUGUGGCCUCAUCACGACAGUUGAGGAGGCCAUGGACUGACAUGUGGGAAUGGGAAGUAGAAUUGAGGUGGGUGGCCACCAGGAGAUGCCACCGUUUCUGUUGGAUGGAACAUAAUGCAGUGAACCGGUCUCCCAAUCUACAUUGGGUCUCACCAAUAUACAGGAGGCCACACCAGGAGCACUGGAUACAGUAGAUGACCCCAGCAGACUCACGGUUGAAAUGUCACCUCACCUGGAAGGACUAUUUGGGGCCCUAAAUUAGACUAACGGAGGAGGUGUAGGGGCAGGAUGGCAUUUGUUCUGCUUGCAAGGAUAAGUACCAGGUGGGAGAUCAGUGGGGAAGGAUAAAUGCACAAGGGACUCACGUAGGGAGCAAUUCCUGUGGAAAGUUGGGGGAGGUGGAGAGGGAGAGUUGAUGUGCUUGGUGGUGGGAUCCUGUUGGAAAUAGCGGAAAUUAUGGAGAAUUAUGUGCUGGAUGCAGAGGCUACUGGGAUGGUAGGACAUAUUCCCGCUAAGGUGUGCGCAUGUGAACACAUCUUCUGCCAGGAGUGCAUAAAGGAAUUUAAACUGCUCACGAAAGCUUGUUGCCCUCUACCUCGUUGGCUUGGAACUGACUUAUUUAUACUUGUUUUACUGAAUAAAUUAUUCGAUGCACACAUGUUGUUGUCACCGGGCAAUAAACUUGUGCACACUGGUCAUUACAAAUGAGAGGGAACAUUGGUGAUAGGCAAGGACAAGAGGAACCUAUCCCUGGUUGGGUGGCGGGAGGGUACGGUGAGGGCAGAUCUGCACAAAAUGGAGGAGAUGCAGGUGAGGGCAGCAUUGAUAGUGAAGGCAGCAAAGCCCCCUUCUUGCCCUCUCCCGGUUUCACCUAUCACCUACCACCUUGUAUUUCUUCCUCCCCCCACCUUCUCGGUCUAAUUUCUCAUCUUUUUUCUGUCCUGAUGAAGGGUCUUGGCCCGAAAUGUCAACUGGCUCCUCUUUUCUAUAGAUGCUUCCUGGCCUGCUGAGUGCCUCCAACAUUUUGCGUGUGUUAAUAGCAUUAAAUAGUUUGGGCACUACUCAAUCACACAAUAUUUCACUCUUAAGUUCAGGAUAGCUUAACCCUUGGUUGCUGUUUGAUUUGGGAUUAAUUGCAUCUUUCCUAAAUCUGCAAAAGAAACUGCUGCCAAGAAGUGACAAUUUAUCCACCUCACUUCCUGUGUGUUGCAAGACUAAUUAUAUUAAAAUGUUAUUAUUGUCACGUGA